CGCGAGGCGGGGGGGAAGCAGCAUGGCGGCCGGGCGCGCGGCGCCUCCCCCGGGCCCGCUGCCCGCAUAGCCGCCCCCGGCCAUGGAGCUGGCCCGGCCCGCCUUCCCCGCGCUGCCGCGGCCCCGCGACGACUCCGAGGAUUGGACCUAUCCCAUGAGAAGAGAGAUGCAGGAAAUUUUACCUGGGUUAUUUUUAGGCCCAUAUUCUUCAGCUAUGAAAAGCAAGCUAUCUACACUUCAGAAGCAUGGAAUAACCCAUGUAAUAUGCAUACGGCAAAAUAUCGAAGCAAACUUCAUCAAGCCAAACUUCCAACAGAUGUUUAGAUAUUUAGUCUUGGAUAUUGCAGAUAAUCCUGUUGAAAAUAUAAUCCGAUUUUUCCCUACGACUAAAGAAUUUAUUGAUGGAAGUUUACAAACUGGAGGAAAAGUUCUUGUCCAUGGAAAUGCAGGGAUUUCUAGAAGUGCUGCCUUAGUAAUUGCAUAUAUUAUGGAAACAUUUGGAGUGAAGUACAGGGAUGCAUUUACUUAUGUUCAAGAAAGAAGAUUCUGUAUCAAUCCUAAUGCUGGAUUUGUCCAUCAACUUCAGGAAUAUGAAGCCAUCUAUCUAGCAAAAUUAACUAUCCAGAUGAUGACACCACGGCAGCUGGAAAGAUCACUAGCUGUUCCAGCUGGUACUACAGGAAGUUUAAAGCGAACACAUGAGGAGGAUGAGGAAUUUGGAAAUAUGCAAGUGACAGCAGCGCAGAAUGGCUGAUGUCCAGGGCAGCACUGUUCACGGAUUGUCAAGCGCUGCACAUAGGAGCGAAGAAAAAUUAACAAUGCAAAACGAACACACGUAGCUUCUUUUCAAUGACAUGUUGCUUCCAGAUGUCCAUCUGCCUCUGCAGCACAUGAAGCAGCAUUUUAAGAUGUUGGACUUCUUGAAUGACUAGAUGGCACUGAUUGUUUUACUCCUUUUUUACACUUUACAGUUUUAUUCUAAACCAAGAUUUUUGGACUUGCAAAGAGGUAUUAUUGCAAUAAUGCACUUUUCAUACUUGAAAUUUCUUUAUUUGUAUGAUAUAAAGUUAUUACUUUAAACAAAAUGCAAGCUGGGGAUUUGUUUAUAAAGUUAUUUGUGUAAUUUAUAACAAGAGACUUUAGUAAAGAAAAGUUUGCUAAAAUUCA
Molecule: messenger RNA, 1167 nt
Organism: Alligator mississippiensis (American alligator)
Lineage: Eukaryota; Metazoa; Chordata; Crocodylia; Alligatoridae
Gene: STYX
Product: serine/threonine/tyrosine interacting protein
Exons: 11
Coding region: 83-754 (223 amino acids)
Biological process (GO): negative regulation of protein binding; regulation of ERK1 and ERK2 cascade; protein dephosphorylation
Cellular component (GO): cytoplasm; nucleoplasm
Molecular function (GO): protein tyrosine/serine/threonine phosphatase activity; F-box domain binding
Source: RefSeq, a predicted model, not a curated record